Messenger RNA from Dermacentor albipictus, 861 nucleotides. Its product is annotated as ubiquitin-conjugating enzyme E2 Z-like. The record is from RefSeq and is a predicted model, not a curated record. Lineage: Eukaryota; Metazoa; Arthropoda; Arachnida; Ixodida; Ixodidae.
AUGACUCUCAUGCAGACAGAAGCCACUACCGGGACAGCGCAAGACAAGCCCAACCAGCCACCUCCGAACUUCUGGGACCCCAUCCCCUACCUGACCGAAGUACCAACCACCAAGUGCCUGACCAGGGUCGAGCACGACAUCUGGGAGAUAGAGGACUACAGUAUUCCCGGAAUGUUCAUCUCUGCCGAGGAGAACGACAUGACCAAGAUCCACGCGCUUAUCUUGGGCCCUACGGGCACGCCGUACGAAGGCGGCUUCUUCCACUUCCUGAUGAAGUGUCCGCCUGACUACCCCGACAGUCCACCGCGGGUGCGCCUGAUGACCACCGACGCCGGACGCGUGCGGUUUGGGCCGAGCUUCUACGAGAACGGCAAGGUCUGUCUAGGGCUGCUGGGUACCUCGUCGGCUGGAACCACGUGGAGUUCUGGUCAGUGCCUCGGAAGCGUGCUAUUCGCCAUCAAGUCGCUUCUGACGACCGAGAACCCGGUCGCCCAAGGGUCCGCCUUCGGAGUCCUCCCGGCGUUGGGAACGUGGCUGAGCGGCAAGAUCUGCUACAACGCCGUGCUCCAGCACGAGACCAUCAGGGUCGCGGUGUGCGACGUGGUCGAAUGCUGCCUGCGCGAAACGUCGCCGUGGCCGCCGGCCUUCAGGGACAAGAUCUUGAAGCACUUCCCGCAGUUCUACACCGAGUACGAAAGGACGGUCAAGAAACACCUCCACUUGACCGGUUCCUACAUGAACGACUCCAAAGAGGGAGGCGUGCCCACGUAUCAGUUCGAGACGCUCUUGCAACGCCUCGCAGAGCUGCGCGAGAAGGUCAGAGGGGUGAACGAUGCGGCCGCCGGAAAAGCAAACGAGUGA